UUCACCAGAAAAGGUUAAUUGUUAAUAGUGAUUACUUGAAAAGAAUAUAAAGAUAUUCUGGAUUUUUGUCAGACAAUAGGGCUCUUUCCCAUAAAGCUUCAUCUGAAAUAAUGAAGAUGGUCAAGCCUAUGUAUUUUGUUGUUUUCUUCAGCUGCAUUAAAUGUCAGACUCUUCAGAGAAGGUUACUAGAUGCAGCCAUGCAGCAUAAUGCUACCCAGAAUUAUCAUCAGGAGAACUUAAGAGACAUCACCAGCAUUAUGGUCGCUCAGUUUCUUCAGAAAGCAAUGUAUGAAGAAGUACAGACUGUAGCUAGAGAGUUGCUGGGUCUUGCAGAGAAGUGUAAGUCACAUGAGUCACUGUCCCCAUGUGCUCAUCAACUGAUGACUACUUUCCUAGAGUAUAUAUGUAACAACCCAGGAAUGCUUGUCAAACAUGGGUCUUCCCACUGUUGCAAUACAAGUAACACAGCAAGGCACAAGUGCUUCCUGUCCUAUAAAAAAUAUGAUGCUGAAUACAGUGAUAUAUUCCAAAUUCCAAAUGCGGAGUGUGUCUGUAAGAUGGACAAAGAGAAUCAUGUGUCAGUGAAGGACAGGUACAGUUUUGAAAUUUCUAGAACAUAUCCAUUCUUGUAUGGACCCACUCUCCUGACCAUGUCUGCUUGCUAUGAAACAGCUGUUCAGUCAUGUUGCCAAGAAGAAAAUAAGACCAAAUGCCUCCAGAUAAAGCUAGAACCCAUCAGAAAAUAUGUUAAAGAAAUGUCUUUGAGGCAUCAUUAUCUAUGUGAAAUCAAGGCGAAAUUCAACUACACAGUAGCAAAAGCAGUGGAAUUGGUUCUGCUGACUAAAAAACAACCUAAAGCUAACUUUUCUGAAAUUGCCAAACUCAACAUGGACGUCAAAAAUCUGCAUGAGAUCUGUUGUGAAGGAAAUACAGUAGCAUGCGCACUUGGCAGGACUCAGCUUAUGAACUAUAUGUGCUCUAAACAGACUAUCCUAUCCAGCAAGAUCACUCGGUGCUGUGAACAGCCAGUGCCAUUCCGAGGGAAAUGCAUCAUCAUCUCAGAAAAUGAUGACAAACCUGACCUUUUGCCCCUGCCACUCAGCAGGUUCACAGAAGACCAAUUUGUAUGCAAAGAAUUCACUGACAAGCAAGAGGACUUUCUACAAGAGUUUCUUUAUGAAUAUUCAAGAAGACAUCCAGAAUUGGCAGUUCCAGUGAUUUUAAGAGUGAAUAUAGUUUAUGAAAAUUUAUUGGGAAACUGUUGUAAAUUAGAAAACCCUCUGGAGUGUUAUAGCUAUGGGAAGGAAAUGUUCCAAAGAGUGGUACGUGAAAGCCGCGGCCGUGUAAAAAAUCACUGUGAUUUACUUAAGAAAUUAGGAGGGAGUAGCUUUCAUGACAGGCUCAUAGUCCUUUACACCAAGAAAGCUCCACAGCUGUCUGCUCAAGAGGUGGUUCUGUUCACUAAGAAGAUGGUGGGCUCCACCAGAAGCUGCCUGCUGAGCGGCGUGCAGCAGUUCCUCUGCAUUGAGGAUUCCGCAAAGCUAAUUCUUGGAGCAUUGUGCAGACGACAUGCGGCUGAGCCUAUCAACGCUGCAGUGGGUCACUGUUGUGAUGAUUCCUAUGCCUUCAGAAAGCCAUGCUUUGAUGAUCUGCAAAUUGACAGAACUUAUGUUGCUCCAUCUUUAUCUUGUCACCAAAUCAUCAGACUUAAAGAGGACUUGUGUGGAGCUCGGGAGGAGGAACUCCAAAUUGAAAAGCAAAAAACAGAAAGAAGCCACCAAGUCCAGCCCAUUUGCAAAAUGAGGAGGAUUCAGCUCUAUUUCUUGGAAAGAAAUGUAUCCAAGACUUUAUGGAUGUAUUUUAAAACUACCACAGACGUAGUGUUAAUGUCGCAUUUGAAUAGCUGAUUUGAACAUUUUCGCACCUCGUAGAACUCUACACUUUCAUGUACUUGCUUUUUUGUUGUUGCUAACCUUUAAAUGACAAUUUUUCUGUUUUCUGAUUUUAAAAAUAAUACAUUCACUUCAAAACUUUAAUAAAUAAAAAGUAGAUAAACAUGGAUCACCCUGAUUCUGCAAUCCCCACAUAACAUGUUGUUUUUGUUUGUGAACGUGUACACACACAAAUACUAAUAUGUACAUACACACAGAAACACAUAUAUCUUAAGGGAAAUAAAUAUUUUGGAAUGUGUACAUAUUCUUAUUUAGAUAUCGAAGAGAAUUUACUCUUAUAAUUAAAGUUUAUUUAGAAACAUAAUGGCUACAUAACAUUCUAUGGUAAAAUUUCUUUCCCUCUAAUCUUUUAAUUUUUUUUCUAUUUUUCAAACAUUUAAACCUUUUAC
Lepus europaeus (European hare) is the source of this 2341-nucleotide messenger RNA. Its product is annotated as alpha-fetoprotein-like. Gene Ontology annotation, cellular component: blood microparticle; cytoplasm. Gene Ontology annotation, molecular function: zinc ion binding; fatty acid binding. NCBI's taxonomy places the organism in Eukaryota, Metazoa, Chordata, Mammalia, Lagomorpha, Leporidae. The record is from RefSeq and is a predicted model, not a curated record. Gene Ontology annotation, biological process: transport.